AUGCAGUUCCUUAACGCAAUCCUCAUCUUUGCCUCCCUCGCAGUUGCUGCGGAUGCGGCCGCUAUUGAGUCGAGAGCCGCUCCUAGCCCGUGCUACUCUAACCAGAAGUUGACCUGGAACACUGGCCAGAUCCCCGGCGAUGGUGGAUGGAUUUGCUACGAAACCCCAUCCGGACCCUGCACGAAAUACUCCUGGAAGACGGACCUUCCUUACUACAGCUGCACCUAA
Molecule: messenger RNA, 228 nt
Organism: Colletotrichum truncatum
Lineage: Eukaryota; Fungi; Ascomycota; Sordariomycetes; Glomerellales; Glomerellaceae
Source: RefSeq, a predicted model, not a curated record